AUGGGUAAACAGUAUAUUUCAACCAACGUCGUUGGUGAUAGUCAUUCAUCCGACUUACUUGACUUAUCCAUAUCCGACAAGUACACCAUAACUGUUUCUGGAGAUGGGUACUCGAAAUUCUGGGAUAAUAAGAUGGAAGAAGUUGAUGAUCCAAAGGAACAUGUUGUAUCUAAAAUGGUAGAUGGUAGUGGGAUACAUCAUGUCAAUAUCUUUGAAAACAUCAUCCCUGAUAGUCAUGUGAAGGUGGUGGUGGUAGGAUAUGGAUGUUUCAAUGGAACUAUCAAGAUUCAAUCGUUCAUUAACGACGAUAUCACCACUUUAACUGAAGUAACUGAAUUCAAAGGUACUUAUUGGUGUCCUAUAUUCUACAAAGAUCCCGAAUCAGAACAAGAUUUGUUAAUAACCACAUCAAUCACAGGAGAAAUAACCCUUUGGAAUAUGACCAUUUCACCUAAUGGGAAAGAUAUAGAAUUUACAGAGUUCAAUAAGCUCAUACCUACCGAGAGUAAUUUCCCAAUUUCCAUUGAUGUUAGUAUUGACAAGAAAUUAUCCAUUGGUUAUACAAACGGAGAUGUUAUGUUGUAUCAUUUACUAGAUCUUAAAGCCAUAUAUACUUUCCAUUCAACAGAUUUGAUUUCUGGUACAUCAAAUUCCGUCCCUAGAGUUGUGAAAUUUUCACCUGGAGGUUCGAUAUUAGUAGUUGCUAGAGAUAAUCAAAAUGCCGGUAGUAUCAAUUUAUAUGAUGUUAAAUAUGGAGAAAAUAUUGGAGCUUUAACCAAACCUUCACAUUCUACUAACACCACCAUUGGAGGAUUUGCUCAUGAUGGAUGGAUUAUGGGAUUAAGUUUUGAUGAUGAAGGGAAAUUCCUUGCAUCUUGUGGAUUUGAUAAAUGUAUUAGAAUCUGGAAUUUGGAAAACAAAGAAAGAGAAGCCACUAUAAACUUAUCAUUGACUGAUUUCCAAGAUUUUAAUGCCGAUGAACAUGAUAGUUCAAUUGCCUCUGGAGUUCAAUUCAUUAAAAAGGGAAUUAGAGGAGGUUUAGGAGGUGGAAGUAAUAAUGGGUUAUGUGUUAUUAGCUUUGAUAGAGGUAUUAGAUGGUAUAGAGAAGCUGGUGGUAUAUAG
This is a messenger RNA of Yamadazyma jaroonii, 1122 nucleotides long. NCBI's taxonomy places the organism in Eukaryota, Fungi, Ascomycota, Pichiomycetes, Serinales, Debaryomycetaceae. The record is from the annotation of a GenBank genome assembly.